This is a messenger RNA of Prinia subflava (tawny-flanked prinia), 991 nucleotides long. It is a transcript of the gene LAMTOR3, whose product is annotated as late endosomal/lysosomal adaptor, MAPK and MTOR activator 3. The transcript is spliced from 7 exons. Gene Ontology annotation, cellular component: Ragulator complex. Lineage: Eukaryota; Metazoa; Chordata; Aves; Passeriformes; Cisticolidae. The record is from RefSeq and is a predicted model, not a curated record. Gene Ontology annotation, biological process: cellular response to amino acid stimulus; positive regulation of TOR signaling. Bases 150 to 524 code for a protein of 124 amino acids.
GAAGCGGUUCCGGGGCCGGGAGGGCGGCGCCGUGCCUCAUGUGACAGCGGCUCCAAGGGGAAGCGGCGGCGGAGCCGUGCGGGGCGCGCCGGGGGCGCGGACAGGCCCGCGGAGGUGGCGGCGGCGGCAGCACCGGGCGGGCCCCAGCCAUGGCCGACGACCUGAAGCGGUUCCUGUACAAGAAGCUGCCCAGUGUUGAAGGUCUUCAUGCUAUUGUAGUCUCAGAUAGAGACGGUGUGCCUGUUAUCAAAGUUGCCAACGAUAAUGCUCCAGAACAUGCCCUGCGACCUGGCUUUUUGUCCACCUUUGCCCUUGCCACAGACCAGGGCAGUAAGUUAGGACUCUCUAAAAACAAAAGUAUCAUCUGUUAUUACAAUACAUACCAGGUGGUGCAGUUCAAUCGCUUACCUUUGGUAGUGAGUUUCAUUGCUAGCAGCAAUGCCAAUACAGGGUUGAUUGUAAGUUUGGAGAAGGAGCUCACACCCCUGUUUGAAGAACUGAGACAGGUUGUUGAAGUUUCUUAACCUGAUGGUAUAGCCAGAGUACAGCAUUUCUCUGCAGCCCAGUGGACAGAAAGAUUCAAUAAUCAUCAGUCAAAUAACACAUCUCAGAAGAAAUACCACAGCUCUUUAGUAUACUAAGUAAGAGUAAAUUGUACAUAGUACUGAAUCUGAAAUGAUCUACCAGUGUGUUGUAGGUGGAUGUUACUUUAGGCCAUGCUUCUUGUAUUGUGCAGUACUGGAGAGCCCACCAAAAUAGCUCCCAUGGAGUUUAGCUCAGCCAGCUGAGCCAGGUCGGUGCAAUGCCCUUGGCUCAAAGGAGCAACCCCCAGAUCUUUUCCUUUACAGGGCACCAGGCACAUGGCAGGAUGUGUCCUCAGGCCGGCCACCACUACACGUGGGAAAGCAGAUGAGGUGAAGAGAGUGAGCAAAGACAUGGUUGGAGGCAUUGGGAGAGCAAGUGUGUUAGUGGUGAUGUGUCGGUACAAUCA